AUGCUGGCGCUGGCCUGCCUGGACAUGAUCUCCGAGCUGGAGGCGGUGAGCACGCUGUGCGACUUCGUGGCGAUGCGGGGCUACCUCAAGCACAUGCUGGACAGCCUGGGCAAGUCGACGCGAGGGCGCUGUGCGGCAUCCUGCAGCCUGUGCCGGACCAAUCUGCGUCCGCUGUACGUGUACGAGUCGCGGAUGGCCUUCCUCACGCGCAUGGCGAACACGGGCGUGGGCGCCCGCCUCCUGCUCGCCGAGCGGGCAUUGGGCGUGCUGUCCAACAUGCGCGUCUACGACCUGCAGCCCGACCUCAAGGCCAGCGAACUGAAGCGCAACGAGCCGCCAACCUUUCUGCGGCCAUCGACGAGCGUUUCCGUGCCAUCCUGCUGCCGGCACUGGCCCUCUGCGAUGCCAUUGUCAACUCGCUGGGGCGAUGCUGCGCACGGCCACACCGUCAUGGACCUGGGCCACCUGCAGCAGCUGGCCGCCAUCACCAAUCUGUUUGCCCGCACCAAUACGCACGAGGUGACCGCUCUGGAGGACAGCCUCGAUGUGGAGAACGACCUGGAGCUGCGCAACCGAUUGGGACGCCUGCAGCAGCUGAUGAUCGUCGUCUUUGGCCGCUUCUCCGCGAGGGCUCCAAAACGCUGCGCAUCAAGUUCUUCCCUGGACAUCGCCGCCAACCUGUCGCUCUACUGCCGCAACGCGGUCACCAGCCACGUGAAGGACAGCAUGACCUCCAAGUUCUUGCUCACGACCAUGAUCAACGACGUGACGCCGCUGACUGGCAAAAUGGACAGCAAGAAGCUGACGGCCGUCAUGCACACCAUCCUCAACCAGCUGAAGGGCUCCAUCGGCUAUUACCUCUCGCAGAAGUCCAUUACCGACAAUCUGCUGCAGCAGCGCGCCUCCCUGCCGAACAUCAGCUUUGGUCCCAAUGGCAAGCAAAGCUAUCUGGACUUGAGCCAGCGGCACAACGAGAAGCGCAGCGAACUGAUGCAGGCCGUCUUCAUUGCCGAGCAGAAUCUGUACUUGCUGUGGAUCCACCUGGACUUCUACCUGCGCAACGCCGUUGUCUAUGCCAACGAGAACCGCAACGCCAUCAACGAGAGUCUCCUGGACAACGGCAACGGCAAUGUGUCCGUGCUGAAUGCCUCGCAGGACGAGAUCCUGCAGCUCAAGCAGCUGCUCAUCUCCACCUUCAACGAGACCUUCUGCACGCAGCUAAUCACGGCCAGCGAGGACUACGCGACCAAGUGCAGGGGCUUCAACGCCUCGCUGCUGCGCCGCAUCAAGGCGCUCGUCCAGUUCGCCCCGGUCACUGCCAAUGGCGACAAUUCCACGUUCAUCUCGUAGGCCCGAAUCGAACGCCAUUUCCCCCCCCUGCCGGCUCGUCUUGGUCCUUCGGUACGGAUAUCCGCCGCUAAGUUGCGCCUCGCAUCGGUAGGGCGAUGCUGCCCUCCCGGUGUCUGAUA
Messenger RNA from Drosophila gunungcola (fruit fly), 1469 nucleotides. Its product is annotated as nuclear pore complex protein Nup205-like. Gene Ontology annotation, molecular function: structural constituent of nuclear pore. The transcript has 5 exons. Bases 1 to 1350 code for a protein of 449 amino acids. NCBI's taxonomy places the organism in Eukaryota, Metazoa, Arthropoda, Insecta, Diptera, Drosophilidae. The record is from RefSeq and is a predicted model, not a curated record. Gene Ontology annotation, cellular component: nuclear pore inner ring; nuclear pore. Gene Ontology annotation, biological process: nuclear pore organization.